Molecule: messenger RNA, 2170 nt
Organism: Ceratotherium simum simum (southern white rhinoceros)
Lineage: Eukaryota; Metazoa; Chordata; Mammalia; Perissodactyla; Rhinocerotidae
Source: RefSeq, a predicted model, not a curated record
UCCAUCCCUGCUCCUGCACCGGGCUCCGUUUCCCAGCAGAAGGCGCAGCCAUGAAUCCGUUAUUCGGCCCGAACCUCUUCCUCUUACAGCAGGAGCAGCAGGGCCUGGCCGGGCCGCUGGGGGACCCCCUGGGAGGCGACCCCUUCGCCGGGGGAGGGGACGUGGCCCCGGCGCCGCUCGCCCCGGCCGGCCCGGCCCCCUAUUCGCCGCCCGGGCCGGGCCCGGCGCCCCCCGCCGCCAUGGCGCUCCGCAACGACCUGGGCUCCAACAUCAACGUGCUCAAGACCCUGAACCUCCGUUUCCGCUGCUUCCUGGCCAAGGUGCACGAGCUGGAGCGGCGCAACCGGCUGCUGGAGAAGCAGCUGCAGCAGGCGCUGGAAGAGGGUAAGCAGGGCCGGCGGGGCCUGGCUCGCCGCGACCAGGCCGUCCAGACCGGCUUCGUCAGCCCCGUCCGGCCCCUGGGGCUGCCGCUGGGCACCCGGCCGGCUGCCGUCUGCUCCCCGUCGGCGCGGGUGCUGGGCUCACCCGCGCGCUCGCCGGCCGGCCCCCUCGCGCCCUCCGCCGCCGGCCACUCGUCGCCCUCCACCUCCGCCUCCGCCGCCUACUCCUCGUCGGCCCGCUUCAUGCCCGGCACCAUCUGGUCCUUCUCUCACGCCCGCCGGCUCGGGCCGGGACUGGAACCCACUCUGGUGCAAGGGCCUGGCUUGUCGUGGGUGCACCCCGACGGGGUGGGCGUGCAGAUCGACACCAUCACCCCCGAGAUCCGCGCGCUCUACAACGUAUUGGCCAAAGUGAAGCGCGAGCGGGACGAGUACAAGCGGAGGUGGGAAGAGGAGUACACCGUGCGGAUACAGCUGCAGGAGCGAGUGAGCGAGCUCCAGGAGGAAGCCCAAGAGGCUGAUGCCUGCCAAGAGGAGCUGGCGAUGAAGGUGGAGCAGCUGAAAGCUGAGCUGGUGGUCUUCAAGGGGCUCAUGAGCAACAACCUGUCAGAGCUGGACACGAAGAUCCAGGAGAAGGCCAUGAAGGUGGACAUGGACAUCUGCCGCCGCAUCGACAUCACUGCCAAGCUGUGUGACGUGGCGCAGCAGCGCAACUGCGAGGACGUGAUCAAGAUGUUCCAGAAGAAGCUGUCUCUGCACUUGUCUCCCAUUAAGGUCCCAUCCAUGGGGGGGCGGAAGCGGGAGCGCAAGGCUGCCAUCGAGGAGGACACCUCCCUGUUGGAGAGUGACGGGCCCCGCCAGCCCGAUGGGGAUGAGGAAGAGAGCACAGCCCUCAGCAUCAACGAGGAGAUGCAGCGCAUGCUCAACCAGCUGAGGGAGUAUGAUUUUGAGGACGACUGUGACAGCCUGACUUGGGAGGAGACUGAGGAGACCCUGCUGCUGUGGGAGGAUUUCUCAGGCUAUGCCAUGGCAGCUGCAGAGGCCCAGGGAGAGCAGCAGGAAGACAGUUUGGAGAAGGUGAUUAAAGAUACCGAGUCCCUGUUCAAAACCCGGGAGAAAGAAUAUCAGGAAACCAUUGACCAGAUAGAGCUGGAGCUGGCCACUGCCAAGAACGACAUGAACCGGCACCUGCACGAGUACAUGGAGAUGUGCAGCAUGAAGCGAGGUCUGGACGUGCAGAUGGAGACCUGCCGCCGGCUCAUCACCCAGUCCGGAGACCGAAAGUCUCCUGCUUUCACUGCGGUCCCGCUUAGCGACCCGCCGCCGCCACCGCCAAGCGAGACUGAGGACUCCGAUCGCGAUGUCUCAUCUGAUAGCUCCAUGAGAUAGGGACCUGCCUCCAGCUUGGCUUCCCUGGGACCCCACCCUGCUGGGAGCUCACCGAAGCAGAGGGUUCGGGGGUUCACAGAAGGGGAGCUACGUUUGUUUUGCUGCACCAAGCCUGGCCAUGCGGACUGGGGCGCUCCUCCCUCGGGCUUCCUCCCUUGGUCCUUGGCCUCUCCGGGGUUUCAGGGUGUCUGGAGCAAGGCUUGGCCUACCAUUUCCUGGGCAACUCCCACCGCAGCCUGGGCUCUGCUGCCUUCAUGUGUGGGCGUCUGCUACUUUCCCAUGUUUAAAAUGCUGCCAGAGCGAUUGUGGCCCCUUACCUUCUCCAUUGAGUAGGGAAUGUGAUUGUCGGAUAUUCCUUCCAUCCCUGUGGCCUAGAGCCACCUCACUGUCUGAUUCUGUAC